AUGGUGUCUUUCAAAGACAUACAAGCUUCCAAUGCGCUCAUCAACGAUGCGACGGCCCCACGCGUGGCCGUCUUCGUCGGCGGAACGUCAGGCAUCGGGAAACUCACCAUCAAGUCCCUCGUCGCCACGGGCGCGAGCACGAGGAUCUACCUCAUCGGGCGCAGAAGCGCUGAAGAGCGCGCGCGUCUGUUCAUCCAGGAACUGCAGACCGUCAACCCCAAGGCAAAGGUCAUUUGGACCGAGGGCGAGGUGUCGCUCCUCGCGGAAGCCAAGCGCAUCUGCAACAUGAUCAAGAGCCAAGAAUCACACGUCGACUUGCUCUUCCUCACCACCGGGUACGCGCCGUUCGGCCCCCGCAAGGAAACGGUAGAGGGCCUGGAGGUCGCCCAGAGCCUCGAGUACUACUGCCGGGUGCUGUUCGUUCAGCUUCUGCUGCCCCUCCUCGGACGAGCGGAAGCCCCGCGGGUCGUCAGCGUCCUGGGCGGCGGCCUGGAACGGGCGAGCGUCGUCGACGUGGAGGACCUGGGCCUGAAGAAGCCCGGGAACUUUGGCGCCGUCAAGGCCCAGAUGCAGUACACGGCGAUGAACACGAUGGCGAUGGAGACGCUGGCCGGCGCGAACCCCGACGUGACGUUUCUUCACUCCUGGCCCGGGUGGGUCAACACGGGCAACGUGCGGAGGGGCUCAGAGCCGAAUUCGAUUCUCGCUUGGCUCAUCUGGCUCGUCCUCGAACCUCUGAUUGCGCUGUUCAGUAUCAGCGACGACGAGUCUGGGCAGAGGCAUCUGUUUCAGUGUACGAGCGCGGCCUUUGGCGGCCGUGGGGUGGCGUGGAAGGGCGGAGCGGGCGUCAACACGCGGGAGAAGCCAGAGAAUGGGCUGUUCCUCGUCAACUACAAGUGCGACAGUAGUACGAAUGCAAAAGCGUUGCGACAGCUGCGGGAGAAGGCGCAGACGAGAAUCUGGGAACACACGCAGGAGGUUCUCCGGCCGUACGUCUAG
Molecule: messenger RNA, 999 nt
Organism: Purpureocillium takamizusanense
Lineage: Eukaryota; Fungi; Ascomycota; Sordariomycetes; Hypocreales; Ophiocordycipitaceae
Exons: 1
Coding region: 1-999 (332 amino acids)
Biological process (GO): secondary metabolic process
Source: RefSeq, a predicted model, not a curated record